CGUUCAUUGAUUUUUCGCCCACGACUUUUCCAGAUUACGGCACAGGCAGAACGUAAAACGUAAACAGUUCCGUAAAAAUCAAAUUUUAAAAAAUGUCAGAGAGUGCCAUAACCGCUAGUAAUGUGAAUGCAAAUGAGAAAAUGCAGAGUCUGCUAAGGGAGGCGGAAAAUUUGAAAACAAAGCUAGAAGAGGAGCGUCAAAAGCUCAACGAUGUCAAUUUGUCGAACAUUGCGGAGCGUUUGGAGCAAAUUGCAUAUGUGAAUAUAAAGCCACGCAAGGUGCUCAAGGGGCAUCAGGCAAAGGUACUUUGCACCGAUUGGAGCCCCGAUAAGCGGCACAUUAUUUCAUCCUCGCAGGAUGGCAGGCUGAUCAUUUGGGAUGCUUUUACUACUAACAAAGAGCAUGCCGUGACCAUGCCCACUACCUGGAUUAUGGCCUGUGCCUAUGCACCAUCUGGCAACUUUGUGGCCUGCGGUGGGCUGGACAACAAGGUGACGGUAUAUCCGAUUACUUCGGAUGAGGAAAUGGCAGCCAGGAAGCGCACCGUUGGCACCCACACCAGCUAUAUGUCGUGCUGCAUAUACCCCAAUUCGGAUCAACAGAUACUCACCGGUAGUGGCGACUCGACCUGCGCCUUGUGGGACGUAGAAUCCGGACAGCUGCUCCAGAGUUUCCAUGGCCACUCGGGCGAUGUCAUGGCGAUUGAUCUGGCUCCCAAUGAGACAGGAAAUACAUUUGUUUCUGGCAGUUGCGAUCGCAUGGCUUUUAUCUGGGACAUGCGCUCGGGACAUGUUGUGCAAUCCUUUGAAGGACACCAGUCGGAUGUGAACAGCGUCAAGUUCCAUCCUUGCGGUGAUGCCAUUGCCACUGGCUCCGAUGACAGCAGCUGCCGCCUGUACGAUAUGCGCGCCGAUCGAGAGGUGGCUGUUUUUGCCAAGGAGAGCAUCAUCUUCGGCGUCAAUUCGGUUGACUUUUCAGUCAGUGGACGCCUGCUCUUCGCUGGCUACAACGACUAUACUGUCAAUCUCUGGGACACUUUGAAAUCAGAGCGAGUCUGCCUUCUCUAUGGACACGAGAACAAGGUCUCCUGCGUUCAGGUGUCGCCCGAUGGAACUGCUCUCUCCACCGGCAGCUGGGAUUAUACCAUUCGCGUCUGGGCCUAAGUUAUCUAUAUAUAAUAUCGCCGUUCUCAAUAUCUACGCAUGGGAUGUAAAUUAUAACCUGUUACUAAGUAUUAUUAUUGUACACUUAUUUAAUUUUUUUUUUUUGUUAGUUCUAAACUAUUUAUAUUUUAAGUAUAUAAACCAAACCAAAUAACAAAUGAUGCUUGUGGAUAUAAUAUGAAACAAUAUAAUAAUAUAUAAACAAAGAUUGCGUCUAGUUCUAAGCUCCUGUUCAAAAUAAAUGUUGAAGCAAAUUAAAAAA
This is a messenger RNA of Drosophila busckii, 1425 nucleotides long. RefSeq names its product guanine nucleotide-binding protein subunit beta-5 (gene Gbeta5). Bases 93 to 1163 code for a protein of 356 amino acids. Gene Ontology annotation, biological process: G protein-coupled dopamine receptor signaling pathway; G protein-coupled receptor signaling pathway. Gene Ontology annotation, molecular function: signaling receptor complex adaptor activity; protein binding. Gene Ontology annotation, cellular component: cytoplasm; heterotrimeric G-protein complex. The transcript has a single exon. NCBI's taxonomy places the organism in Eukaryota, Metazoa, Arthropoda, Insecta, Diptera, Drosophilidae. The record is from RefSeq and is a predicted model, not a curated record.